This is a messenger RNA of Anguilla rostrata (American eel), 6722 nucleotides long. RefSeq names its product leucine rich repeat containing 30a (gene lrrc30a). The transcript has a single exon. The coding region runs from base 240 to 1118 and encodes 292 amino acids. Gene Ontology annotation, molecular function: protein binding. The record is from RefSeq and is a predicted model, not a curated record. NCBI's taxonomy places the organism in Eukaryota, Metazoa, Chordata, Actinopteri, Anguilliformes, Anguillidae.
UUGCUCUUUUCCGCUCCACUCAGGCAUUGUUUCCAGGCAGAUUUCCAGCAGACGUCUGCCGGGGAGAAACCACAAGGAGCGGAGAAUGUUCUCUGAGGCUUCCCAGGGCAACAGAUCAACUUUGCUGAAAGCUGCUUGGCUGUCAUCUCCUCAUAACCCCCCUCGACAGGGGCAGUGCUUUUACAGAAUGCGCUCUGACAUUUUAGCCAAGGAGACAAUAGCACGAGCAUUCUGAAGGAAUGGGAGCCAAGCAAUCAAAGGACUUUGCCACCGAGGAGCUGAAGAAACAAGUCAGGAAGAAUGCAGGGCAGGAGGAGAGCCUGUCUUCGGCGGAGAGGAUCCGCAAGCAAGCCACCACCCGCUUUGGGUACAGCACUCUGAGCUUGGCCAUGCGUGGCCUGACCGAGGCCCCCGAGGAGCUUUGGGAGCUUACGGAGUUGGAGAAGCUCAACCUGUCCCUCAACUGCCUGCUCGCGCUGUCUCCCGCUGUGGGCGCCCUGCAGAACCUGGUGGUGCUCAACCUGUGGGGGAACCAGCUGACCAGCCUGCCCCCCGAGAUCGGCCAGCUGAAGAGGCUGCGGGUGCUCUUCGCCUACCGCAACCGGCUGAGCGAGGUGCCCGAAGAGCUGAGCGAUUGCACCAAGCUGGAGGUGCUCAGCCUGGCCAACAACCAAAUUGUGGGCCUCCCCAGCAGCCUCGUGGGCAUGAGCAGCCUCAAGAAGCUCAACCUCAGCCACAACCGCCUCUCCCACAUCCCCGCCUGCGUCUACGGCAUGAAGAGCUUGGUCUUCCUGCACCUGGCGUGCAACCGACUGGAGAACAUCGCCGACCAGAUCCAGGCUCUGGUCAACCUGAAAAUCCUCAUCGUUGAGGGCAACUGCAUUCACUCCUUGCCCAAGACCCUUUGCUUCCUCACCUCUCUGGAGCUGCUCAAUGUGGACUUCAACGACAUCCAGAACGUUCCUGUGGAAAUGUACCUGCUGAGGAAGCUGGAGAAGCUGGCCUGCCACCCGCUGGAUAAGGGCCUGCACAUCAUGCACAACCCACUGCUGAAGCCCAUUAAAGAGGUGUUGGAGGGAGGACUCAGUGCCCUCUACAGCUACCUGAAGUCAGCGUGAGAUUGAAAUGUGGGAGCAACUCAAUCACUGUUAUGUGACUUAAAUCACGGCACUAUGUUAUUGGGUCUUCCGGCAGAAGGCACUCAUUCAUAUUUCAUGAGUAAGCGUUGUGUGACUUUUUUCCUUGAUCUAAACGUAAAGGACUGGAUAACCUUGCGUUAAAGCCAUUCAUUUAUCGUUUCAUGGAAAUGCCAAGACAGCCUUAAGGUUGCUGAAACUGUGGAUUUUAAUAUCACAACUGAUCGUCCCUGACAAUAUUCUUGAUUAAAUAAUGUGGGUACAGUAAUGAAGAUUGGUCUUAUUUUGCAAAGCAACUUCAUGCUGCUCUGGAGUCUGAAGGAUUUUGUGUGAAGAAACAUAAAUUAGAGAGGAAAUUAAACCUUGAGUAGAAAAGAAAUUCUGAUAAAACAUUAUCAUUAGACAGAAACAAUGAGGAGCUGGUAUCAGGAUUUCUUCCGAAGAAGUACGUUCCCAGGGCCACCUGUGAACUCAAGCGAGAGACUAGUCAUUUCCUCACCCUGAACAAGCAUGGAAUUUCUCCACUUUUUUUGUGAAGCACAUGCCUCUACUUUGCACUCUGCUGACUCAGUUCGGUUGACCUUGCUUCCCCCCUGCGGCAGAGAGACUCCGGGGGAAGAACAAGUUCAAUUACAGCAACCCCCUCCCACUUCCUUCCUCCACCUUCCCCUCCCCUGGGUCUCAGGCUGCAUAGCAAGGAUCAAGUCUGAGCGGACUAAUGGAAACUAUGGGGGGACAUUAAAUCCAACUCAAGGGGUGCCAUAAACUUUGAUUAAAUGUUCCACUCCAUCACAUCAGCAAACAGUUCAGUGUUGUAGUCACCUACUGCUUCAUUCAAGAGUUGUGACUGAACAUUGCUCAGAAACGGACAGACUGAUUCUGCACAUUUUCCUGCAACAUGAAGUUUUAAUCAAUGGAGCUCGUCUUAAUCUUUCCUAGCGGAUUUACUUUUUUUGUAUUUGUGACAUGUCAGCAUUAGGUUUGUCUGGCAAAUGUAUUGAAGUAUUGAACAAAGAACCUUUUUUAAAAAUAACCUGUUUGCUAUUCCAAAUGCAUUUGUAUCCAUUGGCUUUAUUCCGGCUGGCACCAGUCAGCAUACAAGCUAUCCCUGGACUGGAGAGGCAUGCAGAAAUCAUUCUGUUGCCUCCCGGGUCAAAGAAGUAAACCUUGUUCAUUGUUUAAAUUGACUUUUCUUAUCAGAUCAUAAAGAAUAAUGUUGUUUGUGCUGUACAGAUCGAUGCAGAGAAACAGAUGUGAAUAUAAACCAUGAUGAUGAUAAAAUGAUCUGGUGAGCACUUUUCUAUUGAUCCAUGGCUCAUGUGCACCGUGACAUAAUUUAUCUCUUAAUCAAUUACCCUGAUUAUAAAACCCUGACCCUUGUGCUUGGUUGAUCAAUAAUCUGAUUUUGGUCCCAAAUGAAUAUUGUGUUUGCAUAUAAAUGUGUGUUUUGUUCCAGUUAUCUUGGAAGAUGUCUGCAUUUGCUUAAAUGUAUAUUGAUACAUGUUACAGUAUGCAAAAAUAUGGUUGUGCAUAGUUCUUCUCAAAUCUUGCAGUUGAUAAUCAAAAUUUAAUAGAAAAAGAGAAUCUUUUGUUAGCACUUUUGCGGGAUGAUUACAUUCUCUUAAAUGAUUUAUGAACUGCGGAACUAUUCUGAUUAAAUGCUAUUCAGAGUUAAUUACGCUUUUUCUGUUUUUCACAAAGAAGUAAAAUAUACUACUGGUGAUUAUUUGCAAGUGCAAUGCAAAAACCUUUUUAGGAUUCAUAAUCAUUUUCUGUUCUUACUGUGAAUACUCUUAUCAUUUAUUAUUUUUCAAUUUUAUGCAAUAACUAUGACGCUAUUAGAGAACAGCUCUAAAACUAGUCAAAAAUAUUAAUUCAGAGUUUUCCAGCUCCUGAUAGACAAUCUAAUUUUAUGGCCAGAGCCAGCCUUACGUUUUUGCAGACAUGGGUUUUCAUCAUGUGAAGACAUCCUUAUACGUCAAAUAAUAUGGCACUAAUCACAAAAAUGAAAGUAUAUGUGCAGUACUACCAAUCUCAAAGGUGGUCAGUGGAGGUAAAAGUGUCAUAAAAUAAUGUUGUGGUGUAUUGGCUCUCUGUCCCAUGCACUUUGGAUGCCCUUUGACUUUUCGACAGCCGCAUGCUACACUUUGAUUUGUGUAUGUUUUUUCCUCUUUGAGAGCACAUAGUUUUUUCCUCGUGGUGGUUAUACGUCGUACAAUGAAUGCCAAAUCCCAUUAGUCAUGCAAAUUGUCCACUCAGCGAGUGUGCCCGGUACUCAGCCUGUGUGGAAUCAGUGUCUGAUGAGGGCACGUGUGCAUUCUUCACAGCAUUAUUGCUACUCAUACAAAAAAAAAAAAAACUAUGCAUGGUAUCCAGUUCAACAGGACAUAAACGAUUUUAUUCCAUUAAAUACAACACUACUUUCAAAAAUGUGAAACUCAGUGCACACAGCAGACACACAGACAUAUGGACAACUGUAAGAAAGCUAGCUACAACAAAAAUGUCUAAUGUAGCAAUUUUGAUAUUGUAUUUGUAGAAUUUCUAUUUGUUUGUGGUUAAAUAUUUCUUUUAAUUUAAGAAAUAUACCACUUAAGAUUUAUCACAAACGCACCAGCCUCUAACACCUUCUGCUUGUAUUGCUUUACCGAGGGAAAUAGUCUUGUAGACAAAUAUGUCAACAAUAAUGAGUGUUUUUCCACACUUGGCUGAUGUACCAGGAAGGAUGCAGUGGUUGAAUCAAAUUGCAUUUCUGAUAGAAACAGAGAAACAAAAUGACCAUAUCUCACAUAUAUUAGCUAGCAUAUUGUAUAUUUGUGACAUUUAUAUCUUAAGGAAAGAGAAUUGGUGACAUGGGUUUCCUAGAGGUGGUAAAACAGGAAUUUUAUGUGGUUAUGCUGCUUGUUAUCAUAUGAAUCAGAGAACUAAUACUUAAGCAACUGUUUUAAUGAUUGUACUGUAAAAACAGUGACGAGUAAAUAUGGUUAUGCACGGCAUUUACUGAAAAAGCUGCUAUGUAAUAAUAUUUAAUGUAAUACUCUUAUAGAAGCUGUCAUUUUCUUUCAUUUUGAUGUUAUUUGCAUAAAUUAAUCUUGCAAAUAAACAAGCUCAUAUGGAGUCUAAAAUGACCCAAGAAAUGGAAUAAAGCUCUUAUUGGUUAAAUGGAGAAAUGCAAGAGGUUUAAGGUAAAUUCAGGAAUUUCAGUUUGGUCUCUGCACAUAUAGAGCAGGCUGAAGUAUGUAGUAUGUUCUAGCUGCACGCCUGGGUUGGCUCUUGAAAAAACCAUCAUUGACGUUCAUUAACAUUCGAUUUAGGGGAGACCGUCUUCAUUUACUUCCGGUCUGUUCUAUCGUGAAUGGCAUGUACCAAAAGAAUUAAACAGCGACCUUUUGGUGAUUUGUAAAGAGAUGCCUUUUCUUAAGCCAUUGCUGUAAUUGAGAAGCUGCCUUAGUUGUUCCCGCCUGUGUACAGAGGCUAAAUGUGAACUUCUGUCCAAAUGAGCAAUCCCCAUGUUGAACAAUAGCAUUUUAUAUCCAAAGUUAGACUUGCACAGUAGGUGACUUGCACCCACUGUGCCAGUAUUCCAAACCCAAAAAGAGCAAUGUUGGUCUGUAUGCAUAUUGUAUAUAUUUUAUAUAGUGUAUAUUUUCAAGGAAUGUUUGUAUAUCUUUUGUUAAGUGUAUAUAUUUCAUACACAGAUAUUGUACAAAUGUUCAAGAGUCUGGUCUUAAUUGAGGUAACUUUCCUUUUCAUGAUCAUUUAAUCUAAUGCUUCAGGGUACUAUAGAGUCAUACUCUUGGGAUUAAAUGAAGGAUGAAAUUUGUGGGAGUGAGGGAGGGUAUGUGGGGUUUUCCUUUGAGGCAUAACAUUGACAUCUACUGGCCAAUUUAAGGCAGUUGUUAAUUUCGUGCAGGAGGGAAUGUUUCUUGUAAAUGUAAGCAAACAGCUUGCAGUUAUUUUAAUAUUCUGAAAGCAUUGGCUUUAAAUAAACCAUUGCAGACGAUGAGCUAUUUUAACAGAAAGUCACACGGCAGCAUUGAAAAUAAUUUCUUGCCUGAGAUACAGUUCUUCGUUCCUAUUGGAUCAUAAACCAGGGCUGGUCCACCAAGAGCCAAAAUGUCCUCUGUAGUUAAAUCCAAACCCUCAAUUACCUCAUUGCCAAAGAUAUUUCAGUCAAAAUAGCUGAGGUAUUUGGCAAUUGAUUAAAUAAACAGACAGAACCAACAGGAGUGUGCAAUGUAGUUCAUGAUAGCAAAUUGCCUGGCAGAACUGCUGUGACCUCAAAUCACUGUUAUACAACAGACAUUAAACUCCCAGCACGCCCAGUAGCGAUCAACACUGGUCAUGUCUUUGCACUGGAUAUAUGCAUCUGUCUGGGUAUGUGUAUGUGUGUGUGUGUGUUUUGUGUGGCUCCUAGUCUGGUCAGGCAGAAGUUUUUCUGGUGCUUUUUUUAUUCUGUUUAUUUGGCCUGAUUUGAAUAAUGUUAACUAGAUUUUGAGCCCCAUUAAAAACUGGGCAACUGUACUUUUUCACAGAAGCAAAGCAGGUAAAUGUGCAAAAAGCAGUCACCCAUGAUAAAUCCCCAAACCGCAAUCGCAACCCACUUCCGAGAGAACCUACAGACGCGCUGAUUGGGUGCUGCGAGUAGACGCGCUGGACAAUAUUCUCGCAAGAAAAGUUUAUUUCGGAACAGUGGGCGGACAAGCGCGGCAGGAAUGGAAAAAUUCACAUGCUGGGCAACCUCCCUCUGUCCUGCCUCCACAUCCUCCAUCUCCCGGAGCAUGAUGAAGAAGCGCAUUGUGUCCUUCUCUUAUCUACAGACCGUGUGCAAGGUUAAGCGGCCAAUUCAUCUGGCCCCGGCGAUCGGCGGGCGCUUAAGUUCUCAUCGCCGCGCUGUUGUGCUGUCCACCGCCCCUGCGCACAUGACCCUGAAUCCCCGGCAAGUUCCUGAUAUUGUUUCCAGGAGGAACAUUUAUCUCUCAGCGUGGAGGGAGGGAGGGAGGGAGAGAGGGAGGGAGGGGUAGAGCAGGAGAGAGAGAGAGAGAGAAAGGGAGAGAGAGAGGCCCCUGGCCUGCUCUCUGGCUCUCUCAUUCCCCAGAUACUGAUUAAACUGCUUUAUCUUGCUCACCUCCACUCUGCUGGCCCUUGUUGGAGGAGACCGGUUAGCACUGUGGUGCCCUCCUCCACGUCUCUCUCCGCUGCCUCAGGGCUUUCCACAGAGCCGGCCGCCGAGCAGUCACUCAUUUGAAAAGAAAAUGAUUGCCUCUUGGUGUCAAGGGUAACUAGGACAGGCCUGAAGGUGACGCCUUGCUUGACCUGGAGUGUUUCUAAUCAACCUUUAUAGUCUUCAAUUAGAGCACUGAAUCUGAGGAGAGGUAUUUUCUGACAUGUUCUCUGUCAUUUGUUUCAUUGGUCUAUGUUGCAGGUAAGUAAUUACAGUAAGGGUUAGCCGUGAGGCUUUUCCUGCUAGUUCUUAGUAUUACUGUUGUUGACCACUGUGUUUCACCUAAUUGACCCAUAAUUUUCAUAAUAAUGUUUUAUAUAUAUUUUUAGCACUACCGCGGUCAAUAUCAAGAUAUGGCUGUUGGA